UAUCGUCCUCCCUUCUUGAAUGGAUUGGAACUUGAUGCCUUCUUCGAAAAAUAUCAAAUCGCGUUGGAGGUACAAGGAGCCCAACAUCGGUUUCAUAAUACUAGCUUGUAUAAGGAUAUUAAAAAACUCGAAGAUAUUGUUAAUCGUGAUCGCCUAAAAGAUGCAUGUGUCAAGAUAAUGACUUGA
Messenger RNA from Racocetra persica, 186 nucleotides. The record is from the annotation of a GenBank genome assembly. Lineage: Eukaryota; Fungi; Glomeromycota; Glomeromycetes; Diversisporales; Gigasporaceae.